AAUAAUUUUUUUUUUGGCUACGACCGUUAUUAUCCAUGCAAAACUUGCUCGAUUUUCACAUAAAACUGUCUCAGGAGACUGGGCACGAGAAACAAGGUCGUGACGUCAAGUUGUUUGAUUGCCAAAGGAGCGAUCAAAGUGUUUUAAGAGGAAACCUCGCGUAGUUGUCAAAAUUCGUCCGUUCCCAAUCCGUUUGUUUCCACGAUGUCCAGUGACUCCGACUCCAGUAGUGAAUCGUGUGGCUCUUCUGAAAGAAUGGAUUGGGAGCAUAGUGAGAGUUCUGAUAGCGAAGCUAUCAGAAUAGAUGGUGUUAUCGUCCCGUAUCAAGACGAGCCGCUUGCUGAUUGUAUCGAAGAAGAAUCAUCGAACGCAAGUGAAGAAACGGAUAAUGACGGACUUAGCCCUUCGACUUUGGAGGCUAGAUUUGAAGGAAAUGCGUGUGUGGAUUCCUGGUGUCAAUGCGAGCAAUGCAACAAUGAGCUGCUAGUCGGUGCUCUCGAGUUUCGAUGUUGUAGAGAAGUAACUAAUUCAUCCGCAAAGAUGCUUUUUGAUGGUUCUAUCGAACGAAUCAAGUGCAUUACCGAACACGAAGAUUACGACGCCAUUACGAACCGCGCUGUCCUUUUGCAAGUCGCUCCCCUCCUCAGAAACCAAGAUGGAGGAAUUUAUCGUCGCCGCAAUGGAGUGUCAGAAAACGAGUUCAUCAGAGCUGUUGCAUAUAGAUGGAUCACCAGGUGGCUUUGUGGGUACAUUGGCCGAGAUAACAGAAGACCACUACCAGCUUGUGUUUAUCACAGUAAAAGGAAAAAGUACAACACACGACAACACAAAGGAUAUGCCAAUUUCCAGGAGCAUUGAAUUCGAGCAAAAAUAAUCCAUGAGUCCAUGAAGAAAAACUUGUGAUUAAAAAAAUGCUCCCAGUCCAGUUUCAUUCAUCUGGGCUCUAUCAUUUUACAUAUACUUAGGAUUAAAUUAAUAAUAAUGACCAUGAAACAGUUGAUUUGGAAAAAAAACUGCUAGUCACUUUAUUUGCUACUUUUCUUCUGGUGAGCAUGUGAUGGCCUCUUGCUUUUGCGUGGGCGUCUAGAACUAGAUAGACUAGUGCUUGGUUGAGUGUUGACAUCAGCUUGAUGUGAAGUUUGUUCUGAUUCUAUAGGAAAACAAUAGUUAUAUAGUAUGUGAGUGCAUUUUUACAGUAUGUGUGUUACCGUGUAGGCCCUAUGAAAGUUAGUGUUUAAUCCUGUAAAUGUGCUUCAUCCUUACCUGCCUUGUGAUCGGAAAACAAAAUUCAGAUUUCACAAAAAGCCCAUAUGCUUGUGUCUUGAUGUUAUUCAAACCUUUACGCAUGAACAGUGUCAGUCUGCGCCGCUUACGUGGUAUUUUUUUAACGCCUGGACAGUUUCAGUCAACAAAAAGGCACAUGAGAUAUACUAAAGUAAAUAUCUGAUUUGCGUUAAGAACGGUAGCGAUCUGUGACAACGCCUAAGAACAAAGAAACAAAGAUGGCUACGGAAGGUAAGCACUCUUAUGGUCCUUUUUCGAUCGUUCUUUCCAAAGAAUACUCAACGAGAAAGAAAAUGGGGAAAGAUUGCCUAAUAAGGAAAGAGUACCAUUUAAUUAUGCAUUCCACUGUCUUUCACGACAAAACUUUGAAAACAAAGUCUACCAGUCUGAAUGCAUAAUUAAUGUUGGGGUAGUAUGGUACUCUUGUCCCGUAUAACCCCAUACCAAUAAAAAACAAAGCCGUAGUCCCAAAGGAAAUCUGUUGUUUCGCCUCUGCUUUCCUCUAUCCAAGAACUGAAUGCAUAAUGAAGUAUGGGGUUAUACGGAAAUCUUGCCAGAAAAGGGCCUCUUAGUCGUUAAAGUGACGAUGAAGAUGGUCCUAAUGAUCCAUAGUCGUUUGAUCAGAGACAUCAGUUUAAUUGAACCACAAGGAUAUCGAUAUUGAUCGAGGCGAGAAUGUUGUUGAGAUGGAGAUCAUCUUGUCCAUCUUCUUUGUGUAGAAAGCGAAAAACCUGGGAGAACUCCUUACAUUGUGAUCGUUGUGGACACGGCCUGCGGCUCUCUUAAUUUGAACUGGGCAUAAUUUAUUUUCAAGUUCCCAAGUAGGUGAGAUUACCAAAAAAAAUUGCUCGAACCAGAUAAUUGAAAUUGAAGUACAAUGUUUUUUUUUAUAUGUCGUGUCAGCAGAAUUUCAACUUCUAGUUCCUCAUAGUUCUAAUUUACUCUGCAAAAUUAAAAAAGUUUGAUUUAAUUCAUGAGGUUGAAAGAAAGAAACUAGUGAGUAACAAACAUACUGCAUGUUGUAAUUGUAAGUUGCUCGUCAAUUGUAUUGAGUAAAGUUUAAAAAAAUUUGGUGACAGAAACAUGCACAGCUGAUCGAAUUUUUCUUAACUGUAUGUUCACUUCAAAAUAGAACCAUUCCCUCGCUGUAUCAAUUAUGGAAAAUUGAAGUUUAAUUCUGAAUAUCAACUUAUACACAUAAUUUGUUGGAGUAUUUCAGUGGAGAGCUGCAUUGAGCUUUCCAAACAUUUACCGGAAAAUAUAAUUUCAGACUUUUGGGUUUUUAA
Molecule: messenger RNA, 2570 nt
Organism: Stylophora pistillata
Lineage: Eukaryota; Metazoa; Cnidaria; Anthozoa; Scleractinia; Pocilloporidae
Source: RefSeq, a predicted model, not a curated record